Messenger RNA from Hyaloscypha bicolor E, 1655 nucleotides. RefSeq lists its product as uncharacterized. Lineage: Eukaryota; Fungi; Ascomycota; Leotiomycetes; Helotiales; Hyaloscyphaceae. The coding region runs from base 24 to 1322 and encodes 432 amino acids. The transcript has a single exon. The record is from RefSeq and is a predicted model, not a curated record.
UGGACGAUGAUGAAGAUCUUGUCAUGGUUGAUAAAAAUGACGACGCUCCCAGCCCGGAGAAGUCAAGUCGCGAUCGCAAAGGAAAAUCGAAGGUAACUGACGCCCCGCCGCCGGCUGUCCCAAUGCCGCCUUCAAGUGUCGAUCCGCCAACUCGACGACGGACCUUGACGAGAGAGCCAAGUGCUAACGCAAAGAACGAGAAACAGACAAGACAAGACGAGGAUAUUGUCAUGGUUGAUGCCGGAGGCCCAUCAGAGGCGCUACCACCACCUGUAUUGAGGAGGGCCGACUCGAGUGCCAAGAAGGCUGCUGCUGCUGGAAUUGGUGGAUUAUUUGGUGGACUGCUGUCAAAAUCUCGUCCCGAAUCUAAACGUCGAUCCACUGCUAUGACUGAUGAAGGCAGACGAGACCUUCGCCGCGAAGACCGGAAGAUCAAACGCCCAGCCAAGGACGAUGAGGAUAUUGACGAAGAAGAGGUCAGACGGGCCAGACGGGCUCGGAGGGCAGAACGUGGCGCUGCCGAGAAAGCUGCCGAGGAGGCGCGAAGAGCAAAGGAUGAGGAGAGACGUGAACGACGGCGGAGACUGGAGGCUGAGGCCGAGGCUCGCCGUCAAGAGGAGAAAGAUGCCAAGCGUGCUGCCAGACGUGCCGCGCGUGAGAAGGAAGAUGCUGAUCGUGAAGCUGCUGAGGCCAAAGAAGCCGAACGCGCCGAGAGGCGUCGCGCCAGGAAGGCCGCGGAGCGUGAAGCUGAUGUUGAACCUCGAUCAUCGGAUCGUCGACGAUCUCACAUGGACGCUGACGGUGAUGAAGAGCGCCGCAGGAGACGUGAGGAGCGACGUGCAGCACGUGAGGGAGGCGAUACCCCGAGAACGAGCCGUCGCAAGUCUGCCCCGAUUGUCGACAACUACAUUCCUGCUGAAGGUCCAGUCUACAGGGAUAGGAAGGAGAAUUCGAAGGGCAAGGAGAAGAAGACUGGUUGGCCACACUCCGGGACCGAUUCGUGGGUUCAAGACCAUUCAGAUGCCCCGCCACCACCCGAGGAUAUACCUCCUGUCGACGACAGGACUCCUGAGGACAGAGAGAGGACCAGUGGAAGAAAGUCGCGCCGACAUUCGAAAUAUGACGAUGUGACCGAGGACGACCAAGAGGAGCGUCGACGAAGACGCGAAUCAAGACGCGCUGAGGUCAAAAGCUCCGAAGGAAGCCAGGAAAAUGGGCGAAGAUCCAGCAACCGCAGAGAUUCGAGCUUUGUCGACAACAGCAGAGCACCAAGCGCUGCAGGAGGACUUUUCAGUCGGUUCAAGAAGAUGACGAGCGGUUAAGAGUUAAGGACGAUUAAUUUGUUGCAUUUCGGCGAUGGCGUUGUGUGUCGUUGGGUGCUCGCUAACGUUGUGUUGUCGUCUGGAGUUCUGGGAUCAAUCUUGGGGUCAGUGGAGCAUCAGGGGGCUUGGAUCUUGGAUACCCUUGGACCAGGCAGGUGAACUGGUUUGUAGGAAUACGUCUGAGCCAGCCGGCGGUUUAUAUUUUGCCAUAUACCCUUUGCGUUAUACCAGGUGUACUUUUAUUAUUAUGGCCCGAGACCGCACUGAAAAACGAGAUAUAGUUUGAUAGGCAUGUUCCCGUCCAACAAUGUCCCAAUUCCAUUCCCUCCCAUC